AUAGUAAGUARUAAUAGUUCACUACACAGAAUAUUAAUAUUAAUCCGUGAUCACUAAUCCUGUGGUAGAAUGGUAGAUAGGUACCAAUACCAAAUACUUUGAAGUAUUAAUUAAUACAUUGUAGAUACUUAUUGAGAAGAUUGAUAAUGUCGUAAGUUGAACGUCUAUUAUUUAUUGCACCCUAUACGUCGGGGCUGUAUACUGUGUUUGUAAUUGCUAAUUAUURUCUCUAAAAUAAAUAAUUACGAACAUCGAGGCAGUAGUAGGUAUUGAAAAUAAAUACUGUGGUUAUCAUUGCUGAAAGGACAUUUUGUAUAAAGAUUGGAAAACGCCUCAUCAAAAUCAAAGACAAAUCAUGAGGAACAAAAAAGACCUUCACGUCGCUGCAUGUAUCAGUGAGUUAGAUAAGAAGAUAGAAAUACCAGACAAACUAAAAAAUUUGGAUGUAUUAUCACUAAACAAAAAAGCUGGAAUGUUGUUUGAAAAAGCCAUGACUGCAAAUAAUGAAAAUGAUGAAGAAGUUGUGUAUAUUUAUUUAAUGAAAUAUUGUCAAAUUCUGCAAGUUAUGAAAAAAACUUUUACAGAUGAUAAAAAUUACAUCUCUCUUAUGUACAAAGAUAAUUUAAAAAAAUCUAUUAAAAUGCUGACCUAUGUUAAAGAAAGUUUGGAAAAAAGGUAUAGCGAAAAAACAAAAGAAGAAAACAAUAAUAAAUUGCUUAACAAUUCUAAUCAAAACAGAAAACGUUUUGAGGAAAAAUUAAAUUUUGAGUUUGAAAGUACUAUAACUAAUGAAAAUUUAUUAUAUCUGUUGGACAAUACAGAUAAAAAAAAGAUUUGUUUGCUUGAUACAAGACCAUCAGAUAUCUUUAAUAAAAAUAAAAUUAUUUCCUGUGAUGUAAUUAACAUACCAAAAGAGAACUUAGUUCCAGGCUUAACAGCUGCGAUUUUAACAACCAAAUUAGAAGAUCAGUUUAAAGAAAUAUGGAUGAAUAGACACAAUUAUAAUUAUAUUGUAAUACUAGACCAAGGGACGGAAGAUAUAGAUGAUGAUCAAAGAUUACUUAAUCUCAAAAAUGCCUUACUUAAAUGGGAUCCAACUCAUAAUAAUAGCAAAAAAUUAAAGUUUCUCAAGGGAGGUUAUGAAGAUUUUAAUCACUUAUGUCCAUGGAAUACUACUCAAAAUAACAUAAUAAAAUCAAAUAAAGAUGUGGAACCUCUUUCAGAUAUAGAAUUAGAUCCAGAAUCUGAAUUUGAAAAAGUUGAAAAUAAGCAGAUUCAAUAUCCAUCUUUAAGUACCGUACAAAAUGAUUUAACUAAAUUAAAAUUAAAAUCGACUUUGUUUAAUGGUUUAACAACAGAUCUUAAACCAAAGUUGGAUCAUAGAGACAAUUAUUCCAGUGAAGAAGAUAUGGAUUCUCAGGAAUUAGCCCAUACCCCAAUUAACAAGCCACAAUUACCCAUUUUUGAUAGAUCUACAAAGCCACCUGUUAAAAUUAAUAAAUUUAUGAACCCAGAACUCAUUAAACCAUUGUACAAAAAUAAUGAUGAAUUAGAYGACGAAAAUAAUGAAUUACCAAAUAAUAUUGAACAACUAGAAAAUAGAAGAUUAUCCCUAGAAAAUAGCUUUUUGGAAAAUGUUGAUUCUUAUGUAAACGAAUACAAAAAUCAAGACAUAGAUUUAAAUUCAAUUCCACAUGUAGACCGUUCCACCAAACCGUCAGAUGAUCUGCUAAUAGUUUCUAGAACAAAAAUCAUUGUAAGAUAUUAUUUUUAUGUUUUUAAUCCACCAUAUUAUAUGUACAUACAUACUAAUUUAUUACACAAUAAAUAUUGGUUGAUAUUGCCUGAUUACUGGACUUACCAGAUUAUCGAACGGCCAGUUUACCGAGUUUCUACUGACUGCCUUCAGUUAUACUUGAAUGGUGAAUCAAUAUGUGGUUGGCAUUGUCCAAAAUGUAAACGCAGCAGGGAUGCUACUAAAAAAUUGGACAUAAUGAGACUUCCUCCAUAUUUAAUUAUACAUUUGAAAAGAUUUUCAAGCAACGGUUACAAGAAGAAUUCAAAUGUUGAAUUCCCUAAAAUGAAUCUUGAUAUGUCAAAUUUUAUAAAUGGUUCAGAACACCGUAAUUGGAAAUACUGUUUAUAUGGUGUAUCAAAUCAUUCUGGAUCACUUGAUGGUGGACAUUACACAGCAAGUUGUCUCAAAAAGUCAAUAAACAAAUGGUAUAAAUUUGAUGAUGUCCGGGUGUAUGAAAUUGAUUCUUCAACCAUUUGUUCUUCUGAAGCUUAUAUUUUAUUUUAUUGUCGAAAAAAUUAAUUUUUAUUUCAAUAAAACUAAUAUGUACGUAUAGUA
Molecule: messenger RNA, 2353 nt
Organism: Diuraphis noxia (Russian wheat aphid)
Lineage: Eukaryota; Metazoa; Arthropoda; Insecta; Hemiptera; Aphididae
Biological process (GO): protein deubiquitination
Molecular function (GO): cysteine-type deubiquitinase activity
Source: RefSeq, a predicted model, not a curated record